Molecule: messenger RNA, 3843 nt
Organism: Sebastes umbrosus (honeycomb rockfish)
Lineage: Eukaryota; Metazoa; Chordata; Actinopteri; Perciformes; Sebastidae
Gene: add3b
Product: adducin 3 (gamma) b
Exons: 15
Coding region: 291-2393 (700 amino acids)
Biological process (GO): barbed-end actin filament capping
Cellular component (GO): cytoskeleton; plasma membrane; postsynaptic density
Molecular function (GO): actin filament binding
Source: RefSeq, a predicted model, not a curated record
CACAAACACACCCACAUCCUCCUUCCUCCAUGCAGCCACUCUUCUUCUUCUUCAUCUCUCACUGUACUCACGCGCAGCAGGCUGCAGUCUGCUCCGUCUGGAUUAAUACUGUAGCAGCACCAACUUGUUUCCACACAAUGUAUCCGAACCGGGAAUGAUACAUUCGUCUGGUUUUACGCACAUUUCUGCAGCCUGUGUCGGAGAAGAAACAUCCUCCAGAAGCUGAGCACUUUUGUUUCAGAUCUCAGAGGAAGAGUAGGAGGAGGAGGAGGCCGCACAGCGAAGAAGACAUGAGUCUGGUGGAGGUGAGGCAGACGGCGGGGUCUCUCACCCUGUCCCUGUCCGGCAACGACCCCAAGGAGAGCUACUUUGACCGCGUGGACGAGACUGACCCCGAGUACCUCCGCGGCAGGAACAUGUCCCCGGACCUGAAGCAGGACUUCAACAUGAUGGAGCAGAAGAAGAGGGUCACCCAGAUCUUGCAGAGUCCAGUGUUUAAGGAUGAGUUGGAAGGCCUGAUUCAGGACCAGAUGACGAAGGGCAACACCCCUACGGGUCUCCUGGCUCUGAGACAGAUUGCUGACCUGGUCAUGGCCAGCACCUUGGGAGGGGCUGGCCCCCUGACUUCGCCCAUCAGCGUUGGUAUGGUGACUCCAGUCAAUGACUUGUACGGCAUCGAGUCUCCCUCCUUUGCCAAAGGGGAGAAACAGAGUCGCUGCAGACUGGCCAGUCUCUACAGGCUUGUUGACCUCUUCAGCUGGGCUCGUUUUACAAGCUCCUACAUUACUGUUCGUGUCAGUAAAGAGCAAGACCAUGUUCUUAUUAGUCCACGAGGUCUGUCUUUCCCUGAGGUGACGGCAGCUAAUUUGGUGAAAGUAAACAUCAUCGGUGAGGUGGUGGAUCAGGGUUCUUCUGAUCUGGGUAUCGACCACUUUGGGUUUGCUCCUCACGCCGCCAUUUACUCCAUGCGCCCUGACGUGAGAUGCAUCAUCCACAUACAUACCCCCGCCACAGCUGCUGUGUCCUCGAUGAAAUGUGGAAUCCUGCCCAUUUCCCAGGAGGCUUUGCUUCUGGGAGACGUGAGCUGCUUCGGUUACCAUGGCAGCCUGGAUAAUAAAGAGGAGAAGGUGGAGUUUCAGAAAGCUCUGGGCCCUACUGCCAAGGUGAUGAUCCUGAGGAACCAUGGGCUGCUCGCUUUGGGAGAAACAGCAGAAGAGGCUUUCCACUACGUGUACCACUCACAGCAAGCGUGUGAAAUCCAGGUGCAUGCUUUGGGGAGUUCGGGCGGCGUGCACAACCUCGUGCUCCUGGACAGAAACAAGUUUAAACCCCUGACCCAGGGAGUGGCCACUGCCGGUUUGAUGAUGGACAAUGAGGUCAAGUGGAAAGUGGGCGAGGCCGAGCUUGAGUCCCUCAUGAGGAUGCUGGACAACCUGGGAUACAGAACCGGCCACUCUUACAGGAACCCCAUCGUCCGUGAAAAGCCCCGCUCUAAGAACGACGUGGAGACCCCCGCCACGGUGUCAUCCGUGCCACCGGAGGACGAUGAGCUGGGUCUGCGUAGCCCCUUCAAGUUUAUGGCGCAGAAACAGCAGAGAGAAAGGACCCGGUGGCUCAACUCGCCCAACAGCUACUUGAGGGUCAACGUUCCUGAACGUUCACCCAGCGGAGAUGUCAGCCCCAGGACCAAAACCAUGUGGAUGAAGUCUUCACAGCCGGGCUAUAGCAUCGGCACACCAAUAAAGAUCGAGGACCCCAACCAGUUUGUUCCACUCAACACUGAUCCCACAGAGGUUUUGGAUAAGAGGAACCGGAUUAAAGAACAGCACAGAGGUGACCUGAUGACUUCUGGACCAAAAUCUCAGUUACUAUCAGGCAUCGUUGUGGACACCAUAAAAGGCCCGGCUUUCAUCAUGGAGGAUGAGGAGCAGACUCGCUCUCUUCCCCCCAACCCUUUUAAUGAGCUCACGGAGAGGGUGCUGGAGGAAUACAAGAGCUUGGUGGAGAGAAAGCAGCAAGGCCAAGAAGAAGAUGAUGAUGCCACUGAUGCAGAUGAGAUGACAACAUUCGAUGGCUCUACUAUCUCCCUCUCCCUCUCUCCCAUAAUGACGCCAGCUAAACAAGACACGAUACCCAACGGGAAAGACCACUUGGAUGAGACGGACGAGGAUCUGAGCAUGGAGGUAUCCAAGAUGAGCGUGAGCACUUCGGAAACGGCGGAUAUCUCCAUUACAUCUAAUGAGAAGGCGGGGGAGGCUCAGACCCCGGAGAGCCAGACCAAGUCCCCCAAGAAGAAGAAAAAGAAGUUCCGCACACCUUCAUUCUUGAGAAAGAGCAAGAAAAAGAAGGAUGAGAAAGAGAAGGAGAAAGAGAAAGAGAUAGCAGAAGCCUGAGGGCAUUUACUGUAUAAAAAAAAAAAAAUGAAGUGUUUUAUUGGGAAAACAUCUGAAUUGCCUUCUUAAUUUUCAGCUUGUUGAAGGGAAAUGAAAUAAGAGAACAGACUAUAAUUUAGUCAGAAAGUCUCUCGGGACUGUGUUGUUUUUUUACACAUCUUCCCUCAUUCACAGCUAUUACCUGUGAACAUUUCGGCUAAUACAAAGUUGUGAUUGACCGUUCCUGAAGGGCUCAGUAAAAAUCCAAUCAAACGAAAAAGUGAAGGCAAAAACUGCAUAUUUGUGGUUUGUUAUUACCCAUAUUUUUAAUGGGGUUUUAAAAAAUGGAUAUCAAAGGUUAUGAAAACACCAGAUUACAGUUCCGCAUUUGCGAUUUUCUUUUUGCACAAGUUCAUUGUUGAAUGUAUACUGAAAGCUAAGAAAACUGUUUUAACAAUUUAACAAUCACACUAUAAGUGUAACAGUGGCUGAACAUUAUUCAGAUUAUACGACUUUCGGCCCGAUAAGAAGUACGAUUUGUAUCUGAACGUCUUCAUAGUUAUACUAUCUUGUAAUAAUAUAUGUUGGUUUAUAUUAUAGACAUUAUAAUAUAGUGUUUGAUAGUUAAUGAUUUACUUUCCAUACUAACUCUUAUACUAAACAUGCUGUGAUUGACAAAUUCAGUAAUAAUUCACGUUUUUACAUUUAUGUCAGUGGUAUUGUCCCCAUGGUUGCUGCUUUUAUUGUAAUUGUGACAAGGAAUUGACUGUGACUAACAGAAAGAAAAACCCCGCAAAGUGAUGAGUCACGCUUAUUGAUGUUUAUGAGUGAUGAAGUUUGACUUUUACAGAACUGACAGAGAGUCUCUCGUUUGGACAAUGAAAGUGCCGAGCCCGAAUCGCAGGACAGUUGAAAGUGAUCGAUGUUUUUUUGACUCAUUUCGUCAGUUGAUGGCAAUAUGCUGUGGAAAGCUCGUCUUCAUAGCCACUGUUAAGAGUUUGAUAUAAAGUAUAUUAGAGGACCAUUAUAUUUACAUCCCAGUCAAUAAUGUGAAUGACUUGUUUUGACCCAAAGGGAGUGAACUCUUUGCCUUUGUAAAUAAGUUUGUUCUUGUGAAGUUCUCUUUUUGUUACGCUAAACCAAAUGUUGAAGCAAUGAAAUAGAAAUGAAAUGUGACAGUACAAUCUAAUAACAAUAUUUUAACACUUCUUUUAUCAUAUUUUUUAUUCACCUUAAUUAAGCUCCCUAUUUAGUGAACAUGUGCACAGCGCGUUGUGUUUAAAAUUGUGCUACUUUGUAAUUUGUGUGCCUAGUGCUUGUAUCUUCCUGCGUUGUUUACAUUGCUAUUUGUGUCGCCUGGGUUUUUUCUCCAUGGUGCUUUACCUUGCAGUCACCUUCCCUCAAAGUCAGUCCCUUUAAAGUUGCCUUCCACCUGAUGUAAUAAAAGCUCGGAUAUGUUUCCAAAACUGUU